AUGAAACGUCACAUCUUGUACGUGUAUUUCUUCAUUCCCAUACUACUCGGAUAUUCUAUAGAUCCAACUACUUGCAACUCUCCUCGAACUACUUAUCUAAAUAAUAUGUCGAUCACAUCUAUUCACGAUCUUGACCUGAUAUCAAAACUCAUCGUAGAAAAAAUGAGAAUACUGUCUCAACAUCCACGUAUCAUGAAUCUUGGUGUUAUUUGGGAUGGUCUGAUAACUGAGAACGGAUUACAAGUGAAGAGAGGAACUCUAUACAACCGACUCCGAGAAAAAAUUGAACCAGCUCUACUUGACAUAACAGAUCUGACGGAAGAAGAGAAGAUAAAAAUUCUCUUCUGCGCCUCGAGUCGUCUUGAUGAUAGACUCAAGUCGAUUACCCCAAACGCCGAAUUUGAUUCGGAAAAUCGAAUCAUCAAAACAAAAAUUGGGAACGAGUGGAUAGAAGGGGAUCACACGGGAAAGUUAAAGAACAGAUUCCAAAGAGCAAAAGAGGCGGAGGCGGAGGAAAUAGAGAGGGUGCGGAGACGGGAGGCAAUAGCCAUAAGAACGGCUCCGUACCCUGAUCGAUCGAAACGACGUCGACUAACUUGA
Messenger RNA from Caenorhabditis remanei, 600 nucleotides. RefSeq lists its product as uncharacterized. The record is from RefSeq and is a predicted model, not a curated record. The transcript is spliced from 4 exons. Bases 1 to 600 code for a protein of 199 amino acids. NCBI's taxonomy places the organism in Eukaryota, Metazoa, Nematoda, Chromadorea, Rhabditida, Rhabditidae.